UCCUCUCUCAACUCUCUACUACUCCUCCUUCAAUAUGACAACUUCAGCUAUUCAACAUUCUACUAAUAUUGGUGCUUUCAUGUUGUUUCUCUUUAUCAGCACAACAUGCCAAGCCCAGCUUUCUUCAACCUUUUAUGACAAUACAUGCCCUAACGCACUCACUACCAUACGUACCUCAAUUAGAUCCGCUAUCGCUAAAGAACGUCGAAUGGCGGCAUCUCUCAUUCGCCUCCAUUUCCAUGAUUGCUUCGUUCUUGGAUGCGAUGCAUCCAUCUUACUAGACGAGACCCCCUCAAUCCAAAGUGAGAAGACUGCCCGUCCUAAUAAUGGUUCUGUUAGAGGCUAUGAAGUCAUAGACAAUACCAAAGCCCAAGUAGAGAAAGCAUGUCCUGGCGUUGUAUCUUGUGCAGAUAUCGUUACAGUGGCCGCCAGAGAUGCAUCCGAAUAUGUAGGUGGUCCAUCUUGGACUGUGAAACUUGGAAGAAGAGACUCAACCACCGCAAGCAGAACUUUGGCUGAAGGUGGAGACCUUCCUGCUUUCACAGACGGCCUUGAACAACUUAUAACAUCAUUCAGAAACAAAGGCCUUAAUGCAAGGGACAUGGUUGCAUUGUCAGGUUCCCACACAAUAGGACAAGCUCAAUGCUUCACUUUUCGCGAUAGGAUAUACAACAACAACGCAAGCGACAUUGAUGCUGGAUUUGCGAGCACUCGCAAGCGUGGCUGUCCAGCUAGUGGUGGCAGUGGCAAUUUGGCACCAUUGGAUUUGGUAACGCCCAAUUCUUUUGACAACAAUUACUUCAAGAAUCUACAACAACGGAAGGGACUUCUUCAUUCUGAUCAAGUUCUCUUCAGUGGUGGAUCCACGGACAGCAUUGUCAAUGAUUAUAGCAAGAACCCCAACACUUUCAAGUCUGAUUUUGCAUCUGCCAUGAUCAAGAUGGGAGAUAUUGGUGUUCUCACUGGUUCUGCUGGUCAGAUAAGGAGAAUUUGCAGCGCCGUCAACUAGACUUACUUGCAUUCUUAAAACGUAGUAUACAGAAGAAAAAAACCAGGAAUCUUUUAUGCCUACUAAAUCUUUUCGCUCAUCAAAACUAAUAUGUUUCACUUGUUUAAUCUUCGGUUUGCGUCUUCCGUCUUGUAAAGUUUCUGUGUUGAAUCCGAGUCUGGGUUUUGGUAUUCA
This is a messenger RNA of Tripterygium wilfordii, 1183 nucleotides long. RefSeq names its product lignin-forming anionic peroxidase-like. Gene Ontology annotation, biological process: response to oxidative stress; hydrogen peroxide catabolic process. The record is from RefSeq and is a predicted model, not a curated record. Bases 35 to 1009 code for a protein of 324 amino acids. The transcript has a single exon. NCBI's taxonomy places the organism in Eukaryota, Viridiplantae, Streptophyta, Magnoliopsida, Celastrales, Celastraceae. Gene Ontology annotation, molecular function: heme binding; peroxidase activity.